This is a messenger RNA of Pleurotus ostreatus (oyster mushroom), 1614 nucleotides long. RefSeq lists its product as uncharacterized. The record is from RefSeq and is a predicted model, not a curated record. Bases 1 to 1614 code for a protein of 537 amino acids. The transcript is spliced from 4 exons. NCBI's taxonomy places the organism in Eukaryota, Fungi, Basidiomycota, Agaricomycetes, Agaricales, Pleurotaceae. Gene Ontology annotation, biological process: telomerase catalytic core complex assembly. Gene Ontology annotation, molecular function: telomerase RNA binding.
AUGGCAACCUCCUCCUCGUACCAGUUCAUCCCACGCAAACUCAUCAAAAGGAAGCCAAAUGACAGCCAUGACCCCAAUCCGCCGACCGCGAAGCCCCACGGUCCACCCAUUCUGCUCCCCGUAGCUGAUGCAGCAAAGAUUGACAGUCAAUCGCAGCAGAAGCUUCCAGAUGAACAUAUUGCGAUAUGGGUGAACCUCGCUAUGUCUCACUACGCAGUAUGGUCAGACCCUGAUCUCCGCCGUGUGCUUGACUCUGGAGACCAAGAACUGGAGCCAAACUAUAUUCCCCUCAGGUUUUUGCUGCGCAACUCUCCGGUCCUUGCAUCAGCAGACGAGCUAGAGCAUGUCUCCGAGGCACAGGUGGUAAAAGCACUACGCGCCCAUUCGCCUACUGUGUUCGACAUUCGUGUGCUCAUUUCAGAACCAACCAAAACGGCGUGGUCAACAGGGUACAAUGCCAAGGGAAAAGAACGCGAAGAUAUGGGGGGAUACGAAAUACGACGGUUGAACGGUGGCAAGCUGGGCAGUCUGACGCGCGAAGAUUGGAAGGCAAGGACGGUAUACUUCGAAAGGAUCCCCACGAUCUACCGCACCAUUCCCGCAAUAGCGCAAUUCAUACUCUCCCUCCUCUCUCCGCUCACCCCGUCGCCCGAGUCCGAGCCCCACGACAGCACGCGCAUCCAGUCCAUCACGCUUCCUCCACAUCACUUCGACAAACAGGGAAGCACGCCUAAAUUCAAGGGCUUCGCGUUCGUCGUGUUCUCCGCGCUGGAAGAUGCAAAUACGCUCCUCACGCGAUGGCCUUGGGAGGGGCACUGGAACUCGGGCUCAAACGAAGAGAAGCAGGAUUUGUAUCUGGAUAAUACUGGUACCAGCACUACAGAGAGAGAGGCCCGACGAUUCGGGAUGCGGGCACUGUCCCAGACGCGAUGGGACGAACUAAAGGAGGAGUACCUCUCCUACCGAAAGACACUGAUCGAACGGGUUCCCGACGACGGCACCGCACCCAACAUUCCACCCACCGUUGCACCUCCUGCUCCCACUGUUCUUGCUAGUGUUCCGCCUUCUGAUUCAGCAGACACGACGCCUACUAUAAUUCCCCCGCCUGCACCGCCUGGAAACACCACAGCAACACCCCCAUGUCCCCAUCCGAGUCUGGACGACCCGUACCCCUAUGGAUGCCUGGUCUUCGUCCGCAACAUCCACCCCGCGACAAACAAGACGACGCUCCGGGCGCUGUUUUCGUCUGUGUUCGAAGACAAAGAAGACAAAGACGCGCGAGAGGCAAUCGACUACGUUGACUUCAAUAAGGGCAUGGAUAGUUGUUACCUCCGCCUCUCCACACCAGCCAGCGCCGCCUUUCUCUCCUCGCAUUUCUCUAGCCAUCCUACGGUACAAGCACACGGCCUGGAUGAAGCAGGAUCGCAAGGCGAUAGCAAGGGUAUUGAAGUGGAGGUGGUGCGGGGGAAGCGGGAGGCGGUGUACUGGGAGAAGGUGCCAGAGAAGGUGCGGCGUGGUGCAGUGGCGAAGGCCAUCGGGUCGAUGAAUAAUAAGACUGAGAGCAAAGAUGAUAUAGAGGAGGGCAGGCAGCGAAAGCGUAGGAAGCGUGGCUAG